CCUCCACCACAUCACGCCCGCGCCCGCCCCGCAGCCGCGCCCGUCCUUCUCACCGCACACGAUGGCCCGGAUACCGCACGCCAUGCUGCCGCGCAGCAGCGCACCGCUGCGCCACGCCGUCGCACCCGCCCGGCGCACCUUCGCCACCUCGCGCAGCGCCCGCGUGCAGCGCCUCCUCUGGGCCGGCGCCGUGCUCGACCGCACCAGCGCCGCGCUCGCCGAGGUGCCGCGCGACUGGCUCCUCUCGCUCGGCGCACAGAGCGACGUCGAGCAGGGCAUCUCCUUCACCUCGCUCGCCGCCUCGCCCUCGCACGCGCUCCUGGCGUACCGCACGCUGCCCAGCAGCUCGGCGCCCACACACGACUCGUCGGCGCCGGCGCUCGGCGAGUACGCGGCCACGCGCGUGCCGCACGCGCGCCACCGCGUCGUCGCCGUCGGGCGCAACACGCACGGCGAGCUCGGUCUCGGCUACACCAGCCACGAGGCCACGUGGGGGCUCGUGUCGCCGGGCUUCGACGGCGAGGGCGGCGUGCGCGCCGUGCAUGCCGGCGGCAGCAGCAGCUGGAUCGUCACCAAGACGCACGCCGCCGAGCUCGCGCCCAACAGCCUCUUUGCGUUUGGCAACCACACGUCCGGCCAGCUGGCGCUCGGCCAGCACGUCACGCAGAGCGCCAGCGGCGAGCCGCAGCUGGCCCUCGUGUCGGCGCCGCGGCGUGCCUCGCUGCAGGCGACCGACGAGCGCCUGCAGCAUGCGGGCGAGGAGGCGGCGGCGCCGACUCGCGUGUUGAGCCUUGCGACGGGCCUCGACCACUCGCUGGCACUGCUGGACAUUGACGGGCGGCAGGAGGUGCGCAGCACUGGCGUCAACACCGACGGGCAGCUCGGGCGGCCCGACGUACGCUUCUCCUCUCCGGCAUUGCUGCCCCUCGCGCCCUUCUGGGGCGGCGACACGCUGCGCGGCGUCGCGGCGGGCGGCGACACGAGUGUGGCGUGGAGCGCCGCGCGGAUAUGGGGCUGGGGCAACUCGGAGUACGGUCAGGCGCUCAGCGGCGAGCUCGUCGACCGCAUCGAGGCGCCGAGGGAGUAUACGCACGCCGUGGACGCGGCGCUGCAGGGUGCGCGCGUGGCGGAUGUCAAGUGCGGCGGGAGCUGGACGCUCGUGCUCGACGACCAAGGACGAGUCUUCUCCUGCGGCUUUGGCGCCCUCGGUCUCGGUGCCGAGCGCCUCUCGAGCGCGACGCUGCAGCAGAUCCCCGCGCUCGCGCACGAGCGCAUCGUCACGCUCGGCGCCGGGCUCGAGUACUGCGCCGCGCUCUCGGCCAGCGGGCGGCUGUACAGCUGGGGCCUCAACUCGCCGUCUGGCCGUCUCGGGCUCGGGCCGCCGCUGCCGCGCCCGAGCUUCGCGCUCGCCUCGCGCUUCACGCCCGACGCCGUCGAGCUGCGCACGUAUGAGCCGCUCGAGGCGCAGGGCAUGCGGCGCGCGUGGAGCCGCGUGCCGCAGCACGCGCACAUCGUGUGUGGCCGCGAUGCGCUCUGGGUGCUCGUCGAGGAUGGGCAGGAGGAGGUGGGACGCUGGGCGGCGCGGUGAAAUCGCAGCACAGGUGCAGAAUCCUCCGAUCGGCCGUAACGCAGAGCGCCGAGGCUGUGCUACCGCAAACGUGUGC
Messenger RNA from Tilletiopsis washingtonensis, 1664 nucleotides. Its product is annotated as RCC1/BLIP-II. The transcript is spliced from 6 exons. Gene Ontology annotation, cellular component: cytoplasm. Lineage: Eukaryota; Fungi; Basidiomycota; Exobasidiomycetes; Entylomatales. Bases 62 to 1588 code for a protein of 508 amino acids. The record is from RefSeq and is a predicted model, not a curated record. Gene Ontology annotation, molecular function: guanyl-nucleotide exchange factor activity.